This is a messenger RNA of Poecilia latipinna (sailfin molly), 2757 nucleotides long. It is a transcript of the gene ptpn18, whose product is annotated as protein tyrosine phosphatase non-receptor type 18. The coding region runs from base 428 to 1495 and encodes 355 amino acids. NCBI's taxonomy places the organism in Eukaryota, Metazoa, Chordata, Actinopteri, Cyprinodontiformes, Poeciliidae. Gene Ontology annotation, biological process: protein dephosphorylation. Gene Ontology annotation, cellular component: nucleus; cytoplasm. The transcript is spliced from 13 exons. Gene Ontology annotation, molecular function: non-membrane spanning protein tyrosine phosphatase activity. The record is from RefSeq and is a predicted model, not a curated record.
UGUUUUUAUUAAGUUGUUGUGUUUUCAGCCGCUGGCCUCUCAGUUCUUCUUCAUGGUAGUUUCUGCCGUCUGGCUUCUUCUUUCUCUUCUCCUCUGAAAGGUUUGCAGUAGUUUUCUGUCUGCCAGUGUUUGGCGUCGUUAAGGAGGGUUCUGGUUCUGCAACUGGCCCGGUUCUGACCAGCUGCAGGUGAAAAUGCAGCUCCACAGUGAGAGAGCAGCUGUGUGUUUGAGGAAGGACGGCCUCCUGUGAUGAAGUGACACAAUAAAAGCCAGUGAGGUAAUCAGUCCGGAGCGGUUUGUUUCAUUCAGGUUCCUCACUUCCUGGUUGUGAGGUGAGAGAGGAGCUGAAUUAUUAACUGACGGUUAAAGUCAGAGGCAGAACUGAGACGCAGUCAGAGUGAGAGUGAGCUGCUGACCGGAGCUGGCCAUGGACCUGCUGCUGUCGGCCCUGAGGGCCGUGGACCCGGCCGCCGUGGAGCAGGAGUACCAGGUGGUGCGUUCUCAGUCGCUCCAGUUAAAGAAAGAUCACGGUUUGACCACAGAGGUUGGAUCCCUAAAGGACAACGCCAAGAAGAACCGAUACAAGGAUAUCCUACCAUAUGAUCAGACCCGGGUGGUUCUGUCUCUGCAGACUUCAGGCUCCGACUCCGACUACAUCAACGCCAGCUUCGUCCAGGGGGCGUCAGGUGACUGCAGAUACAUCGCCUCCCAGGCGCCCCUCAGUUCCACUCUGACCGACUUCUGGAGGAUGAUCUGGCAGCACAAAAUCAAGGUGAUAGUCAUGGCCUGCAGAGAGAUCGAGAUGGGAAAGAGAAAAUGUGAGUGCUACUGGGCAGCUCCUCAUCAGUCUGCGGCGUUUGGACCUUUCACCGUCACCACGGUGGAGUCGCGGCCCAACCAGGACGUUGUGGUGCGAACCCUGGUGGUCUGCUACCAGCAGGACGUCCACUCACUGGUCCAGUUCCAGUACCUGUCCUGGCCGGACCACGACGUCCCCUAUGAGACAACCGGGAUUCUGGACCUGCUGGACCGAGCCAGGAGCAGCCAAGGAGCCGAGAGCUCACCUAUCCUGGUCCACUGCAGUGCAGGCUGUGGGAGGACAGGAGUCAUCUGCGCUCUGGACUACAUCCACGACCUUGUGGUUACCAAGAAGAUCACCGAGGACUUCAGCGUCCUGGACCUCGUCCUGGAGCUGCGGAGACAGAGACCCUCGGCGGUCCAGACCAAGGACCAGUAUGGGUUCAUCUUCACCGCGGCCGCCAGCAUGUUGGAGCGCUUCCUGCAGACGCCUGAUGACCAGCUCUACAGCAACCUGCCGGAGGUGAAAAAACGAGAGAAGAAAACCUCAGCAGCUGCUUCUUCAUCCGUCAACAGCUCAUCCGCCAUGAAUGACACCUAUGCUGUGGUCAACAAGGCUAAACAGCCACACCGGACCACAUCAGAACCGGCCUACUCCUCCGUGGUCAUCCCCAGGUCCAACCCAGGAAGCAGGUAGAGACGUCCGGUCCAGCACCCAGAACCUCAGACCCAGUCGGUUCUACGGACCUGCAGUCCUCGUACUGUUUGACGAUCCCUGCAGGAUCAGGACUGAGGUUCUGGCCCAGUUGCAGUCAAUGGAUGGAAGUGUCUCCAUGAGGUCUGCAGAGAGUGAAAGAUUAAAGGUCAAUCCUGGUAAACCAGCGACCUCCAGGUCCUCGUUGUCAGGACAAUGUCCUUUGGACCAAUGAAACCAAAGCAGGCCCAGAUUUUUAAAGUUGGGGGCUGCAGUCCUCUAGGGUGCCACCAGGGGUGCUGAGGGAGAACUGAAAUGGAGAAAAGACAAAAAUAAGAGAUUUAAUCCAACAGGUUUUUUAAUCUUACCUAGUCAUUAUAAUGAAAUCUAAGUUUAAAUAGCUGAAAUGUUAUUUUUCCAUUCUGAUUUUUCUGUUUGGCUGCCAGUCUAAUUCUACGGUGGCCCUGAGGUGCAAACCAUUUCAGCAAAUUGAAAGCACAAUUACAAAUUACAAAAGCACUACAACAUUAACAAAACGGAAAGGCUAUGUCCCAGUUAGAGACCUGAGAGAUUGCUGAUUGGAUGACGGUGCUUUUGAACCGGAAGUUAUUGGUUGAAGGUCGGCCCGUUGUUGCAAUGCGUCACAGCGUCCGCCAUAUUGAAAGUGGCCUAUCUGCCAGCAAGCUCAUACAAGUAUAUGGACCAAACUUCGUAAGUUAAUGAAUGUCACUGACACAAUCUCUCUCACACACCAUUAUAUAUAGGAAUGAAAAAUAAAAACCUAAGGACAAUGUUUCAAACUUUUUGAUGUGAUUAUUUAAUUGUUUUGGGGCACAAUUUGAUACAGCUGAUUCUGAUAAAUCAUUUUUAUUGAUGAACUUACACACAUGUACCCCUUUACAGUGAUGUAUUUAUGAACAUAUUAACACAAUUCCAUAAUUCAAUGUGCAUUUGCUAUUUUAAAAUAUGAAUAAAAACGUAACUUCAUUUAAAAUUUUAGGCAUUUUAUUGUAAAGAUUAACUUUGAAAAUAGUUGUCAAACUUUAGCUACAUAUUGUUACUUUUAAAAAUGUUUAUUACAGUGUAAUAUGUCAACUGUGCAGUAGACAGCAUAUAAAAUUUAUUGUGCGGUUCGUCCGUAAAGCUACACUUACCGUGUAAGCAUCAACUACCUAGCCGCUUGCUAUGAGAGGCCAAAACUUACAAACUCUCUUACAUUCACAGUCAAACUCUCUUGCACGUUUUAUCAAACUCUCUGACAGAGU